Saccostrea cuccullata (small rock oyster) is the source of this 2920-nucleotide messenger RNA. RefSeq lists its product as uncharacterized. Gene Ontology annotation, molecular function: DNA-binding transcription factor activity; zinc ion binding. The record is from RefSeq and is a predicted model, not a curated record. Lineage: Eukaryota; Metazoa; Mollusca; Bivalvia; Ostreida; Ostreidae. The coding region runs from base 105 to 2684 and encodes 859 amino acids. The transcript is spliced from 9 exons.
CAUUGUGAUAUAAAGGCAGAAAACGUAAUGAUAACCAGCUGGAACUGGUUGCUCCUCACUGAUUUUGCCAGCUUUAAACCCACAUACCUUCCAGAGACAUUCAGAUGGAUUCAAAUAAUGACUGGAUUCCACCAUGUUUUCAAACUACUUGUGUAACCGAGUUCCAUAUAUUGGGAUGGGUCAACAAUGAUGCGGACUUAAACACAGUUUUGGAGGCACACAAACGGUCUUCACUUUGUUCCUUUGUUACCUGGUCAGAUGAUAAGAAGAAGAAGGAGAAGAAGAAAAGAAGAAUAGUCUGGCAGCAUGAAGAUGUAAACACAGGAGACAGUAUUUGUCCAUUUACCGUUGACAGAAGUGUUGUUCUCACAUGCCAAUUUGGAAAAGGAAGAAAAGCAAAUGCAGCUCUUCCCACAGAAGAUUCUCAGAAUUCAGACCACGUCUAUGAAAAGAAAAAAAGAUUCUUAAUACAGAACUCAAGAAAAGUUGGCUGUGAUGCAAAGCUACAUAUCAGAUACAUAACCAGUUAUGAUAAUUACAAUCUGCCAACAUCAGCUGGAAGAGGUGCCAAGGAGCGUGAAAUGGACAGACUCGAAAAUGAUAUCCAAAAAAAGAAUGCCCCUUUCAGCAAUAAAAUUCACCUGAGAUUACCACUGGCUGCAUCUCACACAAAGCAUACAGUUAGUAUUGAAAGUGCGUUUGCAAACCGUAUGCAUAUCAAAUUAAAAGAAAGAAUCAGAGAGCAUGUGAAGAUGGGAAUAACAUCAGUAGCAUACAUAAGAAAGAUGCUGAAAAGUUUUGUAGAAAAAGAGAUGAAUUCUGAAGAUUGUGUGUCACCAUCUACAAAUGACAGAAGCUACUUUCCAACCAAUAGGGACAUAAGGAAUUGUGUCCAUGCAGCGCUUGUCAAAGGUCAGUACUCUGGAUUAGAUCAAGAAAAUCUUCAAAAGAAAAUUGAGGAAUGGCAAAAGGAAGACCCAGAGGAUAUGUUUUUUUAUAGGCACUGUACUCGUGACCAAGUGAGUGCAUCAAGUAUCAAGAAAACAGAGAAAAUCUUUGCCUCAGAUGAUGAAGAGGAUGAUGACCUUGAAGAUGAGGAAGUUUCAGGCACUGAGAAAAAUACAUUUUUAUUCGUUCAUCAAAGUAAGCAUCAGCAAGAACUUUUGAAGAAGUAUGGUGAAUUGGUUUUGAUAGAUGCAACGUAUAAAACUACAAAAUAUGCUCUGCCUUUAUUCCUUCUUGUUGUGCGCACCAAUGUCUCCUAUGUACCUGUAGCAGAAUUCAUAGUAGAGACAGAAAGAACAGAAAAUAUCUUGGAAGCUCUUCAAGUAAUCAAAUCUUGGAACAAGUUCUGGGAACCAAGAUUUUUCAUGAUGGAUUAUUCUCACCAGGAAUAUCAAGCCAUACAUGAGCUAUUCCCAAACGCAUCUAAAUACCUCUGCACCUUUCAUGUGGAGCAGGCAUGGAUCCGAUGGUGUAAACAGAGAGAGAACAAUCUUAGUGAAUCUGAUAAAGAUACACUGUUAGAUGCGUUGCGAGAUAUGGCCAGAGCUCCAUCAGUACCUCUGUUCCAGAAAGCUAGGGAUAGUCUUAUUAACCUCUCAGUUUUUACUGAAAAUGAGAAGGUUAAGACGUACCUGGAAACAAGAUGGUUAAACAUCCCAGAGAGAUGGUGCAGGGCUUUUUGGAGUGAGGGUUUUCAUAUUUGUGUGACGACGAACAAUGGUGUUGAGGCACUAAACAACUCUUUAAAGAACUUCUACGCAAAACUAACCUCAACUGGAACUCUUACCUCCUUAAUUGAGAUUAUAGUGAAGGACUUCAUUCCAGAUCUGAUAAGAACGUAUCUCCAUCUAAAUUAUCAGUACACCAGUCAAUACAAAAAGUACAAUGAUUGCAUCCCUGCUUUCUUACAAAAUAAACCACGCAGUGUUGUGAAACACUGCUUGGUACGAUACGCAUCAGCCGGAGAGUAUUGUUCAGGUGACCUAGAAAACAUAGGCCAAAACAUGUACAAAGUAAAGAGCCAGUCAAGAGAUACUGAACACUACAAUGUCCACCUUGGUACUGAUGAAACUGCAACCAAGUGUUCAUGUCAAGACUUUAUAACAUCAUUUUUGCCUUGUAAACAUAUAUUUGCUGUUAUCCGUUUCACUCAUCACACCUGGGAAAGUCUGUCACCAUUAUAUCGACAAAGCCCAUAUUUAAAUCUUGAUAGCACUGUUCUCUCUGACAAGGCUAUGGAACAAAUUGAAAACAAAUCAGAGAUUCAGCUGCCUGCAGACUUUGUCUUAGAAGUGCCAACAAAAGAAGAAUUGUCGGAACUGUCUGAAAACAACCAGCAGAAACAAAUUAUCAAAUCAAGAUCAGAACUUAGAAACAACAUUAAAGUUCUGGACGACCUUACAUUUCUCAGCAGCAGUGAAAACGAUUUAUCAGAGGUGAACACCAUGGUACUAAAAUGCAUUGAAUGUUUGCAGGGGUCAGUUGAUGUCAAUGACAAAUUACCCUUACACAGAGGAUCAACCGUUCAAAUGAAAACCCACCGACAGUUACCACAGAAGAGGAAACAAAAGAAAAAAAAAAUAAGGAAGCCAUUUUUAAAAGUGAAAGAUCCAAACGUGUAUGGAGUCAUUGAAAAAGAAGAUCAUCAUAGUCUUAGUGAAGUAAUACAGGACAGGUAAUGUAAAAAAUGGUAACAGGUAAUUAUAGUUUAAUCAAAUUUAAAGCUAGUAUCCAGAGUAAUUGUUGUGGUGGAUUCACGAGUGCUUUCAAUAGAAAUGUCAGCUUACGUACAUUGUCAUUAAACUGCUCCUUCUGACACUUCAUGUUUCACAUUGUUCACUCAUAUAACCUGGUGUGAUGUAAACUAUAUGCAUAUCUCUUACUAUAUCUUCAUCUUUUACAGGUUAACUCAGUC